Messenger RNA from Aphanomyces invadans, 327 nucleotides. RefSeq lists its product as hypothetical. NCBI's taxonomy places the organism in Eukaryota, Oomycota, Saprolegniomycetes, Saprolegniales, Verrucalvaceae. The record is from RefSeq and is a predicted model, not a curated record. The transcript has a single exon. Bases 1 to 327 code for a protein of 108 amino acids.
AUGAGCGAGCAAGACGACGCAAAUAAGCGCAAAAAGACAGCAUUCCGCUACUCUGUGUCAGCGGACAUUGACCUCCUUAAGGAGGUUGUAAUGGUAGCCCCCUAUGACGCACGCUACGGGCAAACAUCCGCGCGAUGGGAGGAGAUUUGCGACCACAUGCGCCAGCUCCACGGGGACUCCCUCACCACAGCCAGCUGCAGGAAGAGGUUUGACGAUCUGCUGUCAGCCUUCAAAAAGUCGACCCUUAAAGCGCUCCGCGCCUCUGGAACAGAAGAAGAGUACGUAGAGCGUGACCAGCUCAUGCAGGAUAUCUCGGAUAUGGUAUAA